CACAAGCGAUACACCUAUGUGUGUUGUACAUGAAAAAGAUGGACAACGAGGACAAAGAUGCUGCAUUUCAAGAUGUAAAACGCGUUCAUCUUUCGUAUACACUUCUUGCUGGAUUUCCCGCUGGAUCAGCGGCAAAGAUUCUUGGUGCACUCUGGCUGGACGGAAUAUGGGACAGUUGGGGCUAUUCAGAUUUUGGUUUUACUAUUCUCUUCACACCUCAUACAACCCUUAUUCUGAUUGCUGCACCAAUUGUGUUUUUCACAUUUUGCUGCGCAUGUUGCAAGUGCAGUGAAUCAGAACCGUGUAAAGACAGAAAGUUUUUGCUGAUUUGCUGUUUGCUAUAUGUCAUCUUUAGCUUAUUGUGGCUUGUUGGAGCGGGUUUGAUGAUAUCAAGUUCCCCAUACGACAACGGUAUUGUCCACCAGAUAAGUGCUGCCAUCUAUACAAUCAUACUGCAGGCUAUAAACAUGGACCUUCCAUUGGCCGUUGGCUUUGCUUUUGUUUUUGGUGCCUUUUUCCUUUAUGCGAUCAUACUGUUCCUGUAUGUCGCCAACAAUGGUAGACUAUUCAAAGUUGUUCCCGAAUUCUCAGAUGCCUGGUGUUUUGGUUGGUCGGCAGUGAUACUGGUUUACUUCCUUGACAACCCUGGUUACAUCAGUUCGUUGUAUAUUAAGGUGUAUGCCAUGUUACCGUUGCUGUUCUCCUGCCUUAUAGGUCUAAUAUAUGAUGUCUACAGAAUAUUUCGUAUGGCCAGAAAACGACAAAAGAUGUUGGCGGAAUACGCAGAAAAUUUAUGGACAGUUGACGUCACCGACCAGAUUUGGGACGAGAUCAGUCAUAUGAUGAGAGAGUCUUGGGCUAAAGAAAAAAUGCUUAUCCGCGGAAGAGACAAUAGCGAUCUACAUCACACUGAUUUUGAGAUAACGAAGAUACUGCGUGUCGAGAACCCCCGAGUGAAGAGCCAAUAUUUUUGCAAAUUACAAGACAUAUCCAGGAAAUGUGCACGAAAUCCCAUGGACAGAGUGCCAUGGAUGCACGCCUAUACGUACCAGCUUUCCGAAAUCUUAAAUGAGCGUCUUCGAAGUGAACUGAAUGAAUACUAUUUUUUCCACGGGACGAGCACAGAUGCUGCUAAAGGAAUAUGUGCCAAAGGGCUGGAUAUUAGUGUUGCAAGCGAUACUGCUGCUUUUGGAAAGGGCAUUUACCUUGCAGAAAAUUCCUCGAAGUCGGACCAAUAUGGAAGAAUAAAUAAAUACCGCCGCGGAAGAAAAGGACUAAAAAUGUUCCUUGUUCGAGCCUGCCUCGGUCGACCAUAUCUCACACGUGAAAUAAAACAAUUCCCUUGGCCUCCGUGUACUGUUAAAGGCUGCAUGCGAGUCUCAUGCAACCACACCAGACAAUUUGACUCUGUGAUAGCAGAAAUUCCCAAAAAAUUGUACAGGGAGUUUGUUAUUUUCGACAAAAAAAUGUGCUAUCCUGAAUACAUCAUCACAUACAACAGAAAAAAGUAGUGUAUCCAAACGACUUAAACGACUUAAUUCAAUAUUCGGUGAAAAGUCUGUUUUAUUUCUAUUCCGAGGUUCCUGACUUUGCUGCUGACUGAGAAUGCGUCAAGGUACACAAAGAGAGGUAUAGUUUCAUUCGAAAGAAGUACGGGGAAAAGUGGUUUAGUUUAGACUAUUGAAAAUGGGCGUUACUAAAGGAACGAAGACGAUAUUAACUCUAAUGGUAGGAUUAACAUUAAUUUUAAUUUAUGUGGUUUAACAAUAUAUAUACAUGUAUAAUGAAAUUUGGUAAUCCAAAAUAUGCAGUUUCAAGACAGACUGGGGACAUUUGCACUUUUAUAUUUGAUGACAAAAAUAUCGAAAAAGGAAAAUGUAUACAUGAUAUUUAAUGUGAGGGCAUAUAAUGGAGAGCAGUAUAUUUGUAAAACUUUCUCUCUUUUCCUGUAAUGAAACACCCGGAUGUAUUCAAAGGUGCAGGUCCAUGUAUUUUACGCGACAUACUUAAUAAUAUGAUUGUGGUGAUGAUGAAGGAUUGACCAAUUUUGUAAGCAUUAUCAAACCAAUUGCGUAAAGUGUAACUGUUUGUUGAGGUCCAUUGAAGACGUGUGGAAAACGCAUUCACUUACAUACUGUGUUAUUAUAAUCAGUCAACAAUAUAAUCAUUCACUUUGUUUCGGCCUUGCAUGAAUAUUUAUCAUUCUCUGUGUGGGUAUGCCUGAGACAAAUGUAUAUCUAAAAUCUGAUAGGUAGAAACCCUCACCUAUUUACUAUUGCAUAUCAAUUAGAAUGUCAAUUAGUUGCUGCCACUGUGGCAUGCAUAUAGAUACCCUGUAGAUAAUGUGUAUACAAACCGAGUUCUUGUACAUAAUAAGGGGACUUAAGAUUUGGAACUGAAGAUGUGAGGGUGUUGUUAUAUUUCCUGUCCUAUGCAUCAGUGACAAGUGGAAUUUCAGAAGAACCUGGACAGGGAGUAUCAUGGAACCCUACAUGUUUGUGAUGAAUUGUGUACAUAUGUUGUGGUAUUGGGAACUCUCAUUAUAAGGCAUGGA
This is a messenger RNA of Lingula anatina, 2554 nucleotides long. RefSeq lists its product as uncharacterized. Gene Ontology annotation, cellular component: nucleus. Gene Ontology annotation, molecular function: NAD+ poly-ADP-ribosyltransferase activity. The record is from RefSeq and is a predicted model, not a curated record. NCBI's taxonomy places the organism in Eukaryota, Metazoa, Brachiopoda, Lingulata, Lingulida, Lingulidae.